Molecule: messenger RNA, 473 nt
Organism: Prunus mume (Japanese apricot)
Lineage: Eukaryota; Viridiplantae; Streptophyta; Magnoliopsida; Rosales; Rosaceae
Source: RefSeq, a predicted model, not a curated record
CUCUUGGGUCAAGGCAUAACCAAAGAAAGUGUGGAGCUGUUGGAUGAAACUCCAGCUAUCAUAUCUUCUGCAGCAGCAAUUCUUCGGCUCUGGGACGACUUGGGAAGUGCAGAGGAUGAGAAUCAAGAUGGGCACGACGGCUCAUACAUACGGUGCUACUUAAACGAUCACCAGGGCUGUUCGAUUGAGGACGCAAAAGAAAUUACUACUAAUUUGAUUGCAGAAGAAUGGAAGCGCCUGAACAAAGAAUUGGUGUCUCCUAAUCCGUUUCCAGUCGCAUUCACCAACGCUUCCCUUAAUCUUGCAAGAAUGGUGCCAUUGAUGUAUAGCUACGAUCAAAACCAACGUCUUCCCUCGCUUGAGGAGUAUAUGAGAUCGAUGCUGUAUGAAACUGAAUCUGUGUAAUAUAUAUUAUUCUUCGUUUCUGGUCAGCUGUGUAAUUUAUAUAAAGAAAAUAAAAUGUUUAUGCAUCG